CUUGUUUCCAUUUACUAGAACAGGAAGCUUAGAGGGCACAAGUACUCUUGCGACUGCAAGCUGCCCAGACCAUGGAGAUCCUGCACUUGGCUCUUUGUUGCCUAUGGCUUCUGCAAAGAACAGCUGUGGCAGCUGGGUCCAUAAGAGUCCAGUGUGGGGAAACAGCAAUCCUACCAUGUCCCACUGCUGCUGGAGGGAUGCACAACUACUGGGCCAUUGGCUGGUACAAGGUAGCCAAUGAGAGUCAUGAAACGGGGCUGAUUCGGAGACAUGAGAACAGCACGCAUGUGUAUUCAGGGACCCAGAGGGAGUUCCUGAUGGAUGUGCAGCAAUCCCUGGUCAUUCCUGAAGUCCAGCCAGAGGACUCUGGUGCGUACCGCUGUUCCCUGUGGGCCAGAGUUGGGCAUUUCAAUCAGCAGGCAGACAUUGUCCUGCAGGUAUCAGGUGAGUUGGCAGCACAAUAUUAAUAGGGCUGGAAUCACAGCCAAACAUCACAGGGAUACAAAAGCUUUGAAAAAAGACGUGGCACAGAGCUUUUGGCUUCCUCCAGCAAAAGGCAAUGGGCUAAAGAAACUAAUGAGAUUUGGAGUGAUAACCCAGGUACAGGGGCAUAAAGUAGGUUGUUCAGUUCAUUGUAGUUCCCAAGCCUUUAACCUCAGUCCUGAGUAGGGGGCAGUAUAGAGCUGUGCCUGCCCAGGAAGGACCUGUGAUUUGGAGAGUCACCAUUCCUCUCCUGCUCCCCCUCUUGCACCUGGGCGGGGGAAGUGAGCUGUGACACCUUUUGAGCCUGCAGUUUAGUUCCCCCCUCAUGCCUGGCCAGGCCAGCCAGAAUGCUGCCCACUUGCUCCCAGGGGAAGGGUGCUGCCUCUGCUCUGCACCUGCACCUGGACCCAAGAAAGUCACCCACAGGGUGUGAGGCCUUGCUCUCCUGCAUAGCCACACAGGACCAGGGAAC
Mauremys reevesii (Reeves's turtle) is the source of this 955-nucleotide messenger RNA. RefSeq names its product CD83 antigen-like. The transcript is spliced from 3 exons. The coding region runs from base 72 to 467 and encodes 131 amino acids. Lineage: Eukaryota; Metazoa; Chordata; Testudines; Geoemydidae. The record is from RefSeq and is a predicted model, not a curated record.